Messenger RNA from Owenia fusiformis, 1408 nucleotides. NCBI's taxonomy places the organism in Eukaryota, Metazoa, Annelida, Polychaeta, Sabellida, Oweniidae. The record is from the annotation of a GenBank genome assembly.
AGCACAUGUACGACUUGUGAUGACUACAAUCUUUGUGAAAUAUGUGCUGUUACAUACACCCACAAGAAGCACAAGUUCAUAACUACAAGCAAGUCAAAAAAAUCGCUUGCUAGACCAGGCAAUGAGGAAAGUCUACAAAAGCACCCAGGUGUGACCUGCGACGGCUGCUUGCAUGCCGUAUAUGGCAAACGCUACAAAUGCGCAGAGUGUGAUGAUUAUGACUUAUGCAGCGUCUGUGAGGGUGUUGGACUCCACGAUAAUCAUAAAUUCUUGGUGAUUGAAAGACCUGAUGCUAGGAUAUCAACAGCCGAGGGGAUCGGCUAUCAAGUUAUUCGAGAAAUGGUGAAACAAAAAGGAGCAGAGAAAAAGUUUUCAGCUGGGGAUGUUGUUUACAUGACUACAAAUCCGGAAAAAGCAAAGGAAUUACAAGAAGGUCAUGGGGGUUGGAAUGAUCAAAUAUCUCGUUGUCUUGGGAAAAGAGGAGUUGUAUCGGAAAAGGUAGCCCACGUUUGGAAAGUCAGAUUUGAUAAUGGAAUGAAGUGGUCGAUAAACCCAGCCUUGUUAUCAAAGAAUCCGGAAAGAGGUGCAACAUCUGGGAAGUUCAAUAGAUAUGAUAUCGUGGUGAUCACCUGCAACGCACGCACACUACAACAGAAACAAAUAGGACAUGGUGGAUGUAAUGAAAAAAUGUUAAAGGUUAUUGGUGUGAGAGGAAUUGUGCGUGAGGUGGAUAGUGAUAAUGAUGUUGUUGUGGAGUUCAUCAACAGCGACAAAUGGUGUCUGAAUCCAGAACUUCUGACUAAGGUGGAUACAUCUAAAGAAGAAAUCAAAUCGGGAUCUUUGGUCAUCAUCAUAGAUGAUUAUGAAAAAGUGAAAAAACUUCAACAAGGACAUGGCGGUUGGGUUUCCCAAAUGAUCGAGGUCUUGGGACAAGCCACUGUCGUUAAGAGAGUCGUCGGACAACGUGUUGUGGUAGACUACAAAGAUAAGGAAUGGGUUUUCAACAUGAAAGCUGUGGUACUCGUAGCAUCAGAAGAGGAAAUGCUCAAAGUGAUGUCCGGUGCCCGAGCCAGGCAAAGACAUAAACUCGACAGUGGUAUCGCAGGGAUGCAAGCGUUACACGUGACACAAAUGAAAGUCAUAGAACAAGCAGAAGACUCAGAUGAUGGGGACGAUUGCACCAUCUCAUAAUUUUUUUAUUUAUUUUUUUAUUUUUAAUUGCAAAGUAUGAGACUACCCUUCAGUAGCGUUUGGCUUAGCUUCUUAAAAGAUACUACUUCGUUACUUUAGGACCAACAUCUACGCUCUGGGUAUGCGCACAUAUUUUCUGACAAGCAAAUGUACAUUAAGAUGCAUUGACACGCUAGCAGGAAAUAUAUUAAGAGGAGCAAAAAUCGUAAUAUUCUGA